CGACACCCAAAAGCAACACAAGGUGUAGCGGCCCAGCUCUAGUGCUCUAGUGAGUAGUGCAAGGAUCGAGCUAGCGGAGAGACUCGGUAUGGCGAUGUCCACCCCGGCCACCGUGGUGCUGGAGAUGAUGACGAUGGGGCAGCAGUCCGCGGCGCACCUUAGGGAGCUGCUCAGGGCCGCGUCGCCGCCGACGGAGGCGGAGCGCGGCCAGGCGCUCACCGCGGAGAUCCUCCGCUGCUGCGACCGCGUCAUCGCCGCGAUGAGCGGGGUCGCCGCCGGCAGGAAGAGGAAGGCGAUCACGGAGCACGGUGCCAUGCCGUCCAAGAGAAGGGCGCGUGGUGCGUCGGCGCAUCGGGAGGUCCGGUGCGGGACGACGGCUGACGGGUUCGUGUGGAGGAAGUACGGGCAGAAGGACAUCAAUGGAAGCAAGCACCCGAGGUUCUAUUACCGCUGCGCAUACAGCGGCGACGGCUGCGGCGCGACUCGCCGGGUACAGCAGUCGCAGGAGGGCCCCGCGGCGUUCGUGAUCGCCUACUACGGCGACCACACGUGCGGAGGCGGCGCCGGCGGCGAUCCCUGUCAGCAAGAGGCACGUGCGACGAUGCCUCCUACCGUCGUCGACUUUGGCUCGAACGCUGGCGGAGUCGUCGGCGUCUUUGAUCGGUAUCAGAAUGUGGAAGAAUCUCCUCGGCCGUUUAUCGCCGCCGAGCAGAGUUGGCGCCAUCACAGCGGUGAGACGUCGCGGGGACGGUGGUCGUCAUCUUCCUCCUCGUCCUCUGAAGCGGAACUGGGCACUUCUCCUGUACAGGAGUUUCUGGAAGGCAGCCUCGGAGUCGGAUGGGAAUGCGUCGUCAACUACCUUGGUUUCACUAGUGAUCUCCCUCAACCUGCUAUGCUUCAGUAGAGGGUAGCAGCUUGCUCAGCGUGGUAUAUCUCGCACGGUUUAGUCCACUGAUAAGAUUUGGAGUACGUCGGUAGUGACAUUACGUGUCGGAGAGUGAGUGACAAUCUACCAUUUUCUUUAUUUUUUUUAAAGUGAUGUUUAAUGUUUACCCUAGAUAUGUAUUUGUGAUACUAAUUAUCCAUUCUAAUGAAUAUCCAUCUAAAUCAUCCCUUUUGUAAA
Messenger RNA from Lolium perenne, 1123 nucleotides. RefSeq lists its product as uncharacterized. Gene Ontology annotation, molecular function: sequence-specific DNA binding; DNA-binding transcription factor activity. Lineage: Eukaryota; Viridiplantae; Streptophyta; Magnoliopsida; Poales; Poaceae. Gene Ontology annotation, biological process: regulation of DNA-templated transcription. The record is from RefSeq and is a predicted model, not a curated record.